Panicum virgatum (switchgrass) is the source of this 1428-nucleotide messenger RNA. RefSeq lists its product as uncharacterized. The transcript has 10 exons. The coding region runs from base 46 to 1020 and encodes 324 amino acids. The record is from RefSeq and is a predicted model, not a curated record. Lineage: Eukaryota; Viridiplantae; Streptophyta; Magnoliopsida; Poales; Poaceae.
GGACACGGCACACGCAUCAAGCAGCAGUCACCCAACCAGACUUUGAUGGCCAUGGCCCCGAGGCCCCCGAGCAGCUGCUCUGCCCGUCCCAGAUCUCCGGGCGCCGCCGUCUGGUUCCUCCCGGCCGCCGCCCUCCUCCUCGUCGUCCUCCUCCGCUGGCAGCGCAUGGGCUCCUACCCUCCCGUCUCCCCUCGCGGCUCCGGCUCCGUGCCGGCCCGGCGCGCGGAGCUGUACUCGAAGAUGGCGCGGGACCUCGACGAGCGCGGCGCGGCGUUCCUCAGGGGCGGCGAGACGUCGCAGUCGCUCACGCUGUCGGACCUCUUUGACACCGGAGAUGACGGAGCCAUCGUGCCCAGGCUCAAGGCCGCCGACCCACCAGUGCGCGCAAAUGUGCUCCAUCUGGACCCGGAAUUCGCCACUGUGAUCUCGAAGGCUGUCAAGGAAGUAUUUCUUCCUUAUUUUGAUCAAGUUAUAUGGUUCCAAAAUACAAGCAUGUACCACUUCAGUAUGUUUCACGCCUCUCAUCACUUGGAGCCCAUUGUAGCAACUGAUGCCGAGAUUGAAGCUGAAGUGGAGGCAGUAAAAAGAGUCACCCAGACUGUUUGUCCUCUUAAAAUUGUAUUGGAUCGAGUGGUUUUAACGUCAACUGGUGUUCUUCUUGGCUUGUGGCAGGUUGAAUCUGGUACUGAUCCUGGAGAAAUCCGCUCAAGAUUGAGAGAAGCUCUCCCGCGAGCACCUCAAAAGCAACUGUAUGAUCCUGUUCUGCUUCACACCUCGUUUGCACGAAUCCUGGGACAUCCUAAGCUCCCAGAAGAGCAAAGUGCGCCAUCUUUUGAUCACGUCAAGUUCUUCCAUGGGCUGGUUGCUCAAGUUAAUGAGAAGAUUCAUGGCUUCCAGGCGACAGUAUCAGAGCUAUGGUAUGUUGAAGAGUAUGAUGUUCUUGCGCUGGCACUGAAUGGAAAGAUGAAAGUAUGGAGGCUCCACCUUGGCUGCAACCGUCAGGGCAAUGAAAAUUCAUAAAGAGGUCAUGAGAGUGGGAAAGAAUUAGGAGAUACACUUUGCAGUGCCUGCUUAUAGUGGCCAAGUAAAAUUUUGAUUGCAUGGCACACAUGAUGGGACCACCUCAACCAUGUGUUCUGCCAAGCUCCAAGUGCUCUAGAGUCUGAAACUGGAAAUACCAACAACUUACAAGCCAUAUCGAUGAACGUUUAUGUAGGAACUAUGCAUUUUUCCGUCAUAUGUAGUAUAAUUGUUUAAGCACGAGUUUUAGCUGCUAUGUAGUGUUUUGCAACUUCUGUUCAUAUACAUUAGAUGAUACUGAAAAUUUCAUGGAUGUAUGUACUGAACCUCAUGUAUAGACGGCUCUACAUAGCUUUGGCCCAAAAGCCAAUACUCCUUCCAGUCUCAGAAAAAGAGUGAUAAAUAUCA